AGUUGAGCGGAAGUGAUUGCGCACGCAAUUCUCACUUGAGAUAUUGUUGCUAUUUAUCAACAUCUACGGAUUGCUAUUCGCAUAUUAGAUUGGAAAUUGUUUAUUUACUUCACUUGUAAAUUGUUGCUUAGUUACCUUUCAAAGAGAAUAACAAUUUGUUUUUUGAGCUGGAGAAGAUGGCCAGCUGCAAUUUUCAAGCACAGUUGGUGUCCAUUAUGGAGGUAUUGGCCAAAGCAGCUGUAGCAGAAAUAAACAGACGUGUAGAUGAUAGCUGUGCAGUUAUACGUUUGGAAAUGACCCAAAGCCAGCGAGAUAUUGAUGUUCUGAAAAGGAAGUGUCAAAUGAUGGAGAGCGAGAUGAAGAAGACACGAGGACGAGUCAGGAGAAAAGUUUUUUACCCCAUGGCAUCAGAGAGGUCUGCAUAUCCAAUCAAGAUUGUUUUAAACAAGCAGAAGAGUCGUGCACAGUGGAGGGACGACGAGAUGGCUGUUGAAGAGGACUCCGAGCCCCAGCCUUCAGAUGCGGAGCAGAGAGUGGAGUCCGAGCCCAUACUGAUAAAAGAUGAGGAGACCGCAGAAGACAUGUGGACUGACCCUCAGGAAGAGCUCAGGAUCACUGCAGAUGAGUCUAGUUCCAAGGCUGGCCAACCACCGUCCUUUGAGCAACGUCAAUGUGAUAAAGACUUCAACACACAACCCAACAUAUCUACCGGAGAGAUGGUGGGGCAUUACCCCCGUGCUGAUGAUCCCGAGGAACCAGCCCCAUCCCAGCUUGUGUCUACAGAGAACGCUAAGGUGUUCACCACAGAGCAGCACCAGCCAGACCAGGAUGAGGACUCUCUCGAGUUAGUGAUGGUGAAGGAUGAGAGAGAGGAGGACCUGGAUCACACCGCAAGCCUGUCAGGGCCUGACCACUUUGUCAUGGAUGAGGCUAAUGGGCAGCUGUGGACCUCCGUGGAUCCAGGAAGAGACAGUGACCCUCACGGCCACCCAGAUUUCUCCUUUCACGCGACUGAAGAGUACUCUCAGAAUAUCUCACUUUUCCCAUCUCACAGUGGCCUGCCUUCUGUUUCUACUGUGGCAGAUGAGGCAGGGCCACCCGUGACCUCUUCCAUAGGGAAACAAAAUGCUAGCAUGUUCAGUGCAGCGGCGCACAUGAAAAGACACGUCAAGACGGCGUCUGAGGACACUAGGCAAACACUGCAUGCGGGACAAACCGGCGAGAGGCUGAAUGCCAGUAACGACACUAGUUUAGCUUUGCAGCCAAGGCAGCAUCAAUACAGGGCUUCAGAAGCAACCGUGAGAUUGAGUGAGUGCGUGACCGGGUCGAACAUGGCCACCACCUCCACCUUCUCUGGGUACAGCCUGAGUCGCAGCAGUUUCAACAUGGUGAAGAGGAUGAGGACGCAGUGGAGGUCGGGGGGAACCACGGACAGGCGCUUCAGCUGCACGUUCUGCGGGAAGAGCUUCCAGCGCUUCAGUCAGCUCAAAGAACACCUCCGGAGUCACACCGGGGAGAAGCCGUACACGUGCGAACAGUGUGGCCGGAGUUUCACCAAGCAGUGCAACCUGAUCAGACAUGCUGUGGUCCACAGUGGGGAGAAGCCCUACGAGUGCACACAGUGUGGGAAAUGCUUUACUCAGCGCUCCAGCAUGAAGUCACAUCAGAGAACUCACGUAGGGGAGAGUCCGGUGUCUCAGUAUGUUGUACCCGCAUACCCUGGGGAUCCACACUCUGGUUUAAUGUUGUCUCAGACCAGGUGGAACAAAUAAGGAUGUGAUUGAAUGAGUUUUCAGUAGAACGUUGUACAGAUGCUAUUUUGAGACACUUCUACUCGUGUUUGAUUUACAAAAUUGUUUUCUUUGACUGUAUAUGGCCCUUUCCUUAAUCUUAAUAAGAUAUUUAUUUACAUCUCUUAAACUUGUGUUUCUAUAACAAAAUGAUAAAAAAACUUGUGACCUAUUCAAUAAAAAAUAUUUAAUGAAAGAGUCAAUCUUUACUUGUCAGUAACAUAUAGGCAGUCUGUAAUAUAUAAGCACCAUGUAGUUGUCUUGGUAGUGUCUCAAAGAUUUGAGUUCUUGGUUAACCCAGACUAAAAAUGCAGAAUUUGGUCAGAUUGUGCCAUUUUUGUUUAUGUAGGCUGUCCAUGAAAUAUGUGUUGUUGUCUGUCUGGAAUGUCACUUCUUACCACAAGGGACAGUAUCAUGUCAGCUUAUGUUAAGAACUAAACUGAGACUGUUUUAUUCUGGAGUUUUGUAUAUGUGAUGAUUUAUGGCAUUAAGUCAAGGCAAUUAAACAUUUGUUUCAGUAUAAUAGGCAAUACAUGUUCAUGCAGCUUUACAUUUCACAUCUGGAAACUAC
This is a messenger RNA of Esox lucius (northern pike), 2361 nucleotides long. RefSeq lists its product as uncharacterized. The coding region runs from base 177 to 1772 and encodes 531 amino acids. The record is from RefSeq and is a predicted model, not a curated record. Lineage: Eukaryota; Metazoa; Chordata; Actinopteri; Esociformes; Esocidae. Gene Ontology annotation, cellular component: nucleus. The transcript has 4 exons.